AUGCGAUUAGUGCUGGUAGAAGUAAUGGACAAAGAUGGAAAUGGUUUUUUAACUUCUCUCAGCUUUUGUACGGAAGUUUUCAGUUAUUCACACUAUGAAAUCUCCCGGGGAUUACGUUAGCUUUGGUCGUGAUGUGAAAUCCUGCAAGAUUAAACUCCCGGUUGAUGCGCGAGGAGUUUCUCGAAUACAUACAACACUGAAAUGGAACGAUCAUGUAGUUUUCGUCCACUCCUUUUUUUGAACUUUUGGCCACCUUUAGGGCGUUACUCUCACGGACACUAGCUCUUUCGGAACUGUUGUCGGCGGAACAAAUGUAAAAGGGAGUAGUGUUGAGCUUGAAGGGAGCACUAAAAUCGGUGUCGGUUUAUACGAGUAUCAGGUCGUCUGUACGAGUGAAGAAGCUCCUUCUGAGGUUCAGAAACUUAGCAACGCGUUCAAAUCAAUGAGUUUAGACACAAAACCCGAAGAAAAGGCCCUUGGCCUUCCCGAUAUUAAGAAAAGAAGAAGUUAAAAAGUCGAGACUAUCUGCCUCUCCUCAUCCCAUUGAGGCGCCUUCUCAAGCAACUACAUCGAAAGGAGUGAAAGCAAAGUUUAGAAAUUGCCAAGUUCCUCUGAUUCCCUAAAAUUUCAGUGUUCUUAAUCUGAAAGCAACCAAUGCUUUACAACUUCUGAGAAGAGGUAUUUCGUGAGGUCCAAUUUUGACCGGUUGAAGUUUUUUGAGAACCUCCGGCGAAGAAAACUUCGGCAAAAAGAGAAUCGCAUCAACCCGACAUUAUCGUAGAGGAUGCUUCAUUGCCUCGGAAACAAGCUCGGAGAGGUCCCACUCAGAGAACAGCUGUGCCUUCUCCUAUCCAGGAAUCUAUCCAGUUGGAUGAAGCCUUCGAGCCGCCGUUCACCAGGUUUCUUUCUCGAAAUAUUCUUGAUAAAUUGAAGAUUUUUCAUGCGUUUCCAUCAAGAUUAUAUUGGAUGAACACAAAUUUCUUCGAAUUUCUUCCAAAAUAUAGUUUUGCAGCACUCAGCUGCCCUCUACAUCAGAGCAACAAAAAAAGAACGACAGCAUUUUUGAAGUUCCGAAAGUCGUGAAAUCUCGGCCAGCUGUAAGAAUUAGAUGAGUAAUAUUUACAAUAUAAAGUUUUUAUUUAGAUCAGCGCAAAUACAGAGGAAGGGUGGGAAGAGCGGCCAACAGGUUUAAAAAAAAUAGAAUCUUGAGAGUUUCACGAUUUUUUUUCAGCUAAGAAAUCGGCACCGUCAGCUUCUUUGUCACUUCCUCGCGUCACGGUAUAUUCUAAUCUUGAACAAACAUCUUUCAAUUUUUAUAAAGAAUUAUCAAGUUUCUGAUUAUUCUCUGAAAAGCUGGUUUCUGAGGGAUUUUAUGGGCAUCACCAGAUUGGGAAGAAAAUGUUCACUACUAGAUAUUUUCUAGUAUGUCUAUAAUGCCGUGUUCAAAGUGAUUCCGCGAAAUUCAAAAUAGCCGUCAGAGAAAGAGAAAGAUAACUAAAUUUUGGAGGGUCAGAGACCAUUUUGCAUUUCGCGGAAAUUACUUUGAACACGGCAUAAAUUUUUAUAUGUUACAAGUUUAUUUUGAAACACAGUGGUUUUUUUAAACUCAGAAUGAAAAGGAAUGAAAAUGAGUAGAAAAGAAGCGAUCGAUUCUGAAUUGGAAAGCUCGAGUCAGCAUUUCCUAAUGGUAUAUUUUAAUGGUAUAAGCUCUAUUUUAACGCGAAUUUCACUUAUUUUGCCAUAUCAAUUUUCCAAAGUUUUCAUUCUACUUGUAGGUGGGUGCGUUGAGCGCUGUGGCGAGCGGGAGGAAAGACGAAGAAUCGGACGAAGAUGAGAAACCCGACGUCAAGGAGUUGCGAUUGAGGUUCAUGCGGAAAGUCGCUUCGAUCGCUCCGAAUGAGGUGAGGUCGAGAUGAGAAAAAUUGUAACUUCAAAAAAAAAGUUCAGCUUUUCAGUAACAAUCAAAAAAAAGUAUAAGUUUUUUUUUUGCAAAUUCUUCUCGGUGGCUCAUAUAUAAGCUUGAAAUUAUCUCUUUAUGAGGUUUUUCCUUUUUUUUGUGGAAAAUUCUGCGAUAGAUAUGGUUUUUGACCUUGCGAAACUUCGAUUGUUCGAAAUCUGGGGUUUAAUUCUUCCAAAUAGCUCUCAAGAAAUUUGAAAAAGCUAGUUUUUUUUUAGUGGUCCAUGACUUCUAAGUUCUCCCCAUAGAAAUGUUUCUGCGGCUAAAAAAAAAUCUAAAAAUUUGCUGUUUUGCUCAAAUUUCAGAAAAAAAAAGCGUUACCUUGAGAAAAUUAAUUGCGAUUGUGUACCGUCUAGACGGAAUUCAUUUUGACGGUUUUGAGAGGUCCCUGGUUCGAUUCAAAGACAUAGAACCGCCCAAACCAGAGCCGCCACCUCAACACGACGUGACCUCCGAAAAAAGCGGAGCGCCUAAUUUCAAGCGAUUCCACAAGGUUUCCCCUUUCAAUGGCUUUUCAACGGAAAGUAUCUAGGCGAGCCAAGGCGUCUUCAAUAAAUCCCUGCCUCAAUUCUCCCGCCAUCUUCGCCAUCACACCAACAUUGAUCUUGUCGAUUUCCGGAAGCUCGACUUGUCUACGUAA
Caenorhabditis auriculariae is the source of this 2597-nucleotide messenger RNA. The record is from the annotation of a GenBank genome assembly. Lineage: Eukaryota; Metazoa; Nematoda; Chromadorea; Rhabditida; Rhabditidae.